AUGGAAAAGGCUAGUUUUUCAUAUAGCUGCGUUAACAAAUCAAUUUGCUCUAAUAACACGGUACAAACGGAAAAUAUAACCGAAGGGAAUAAUACGGUUUUAAAUCCGACCGUUUUUAGACCGGUUGUUUAUUGCGAACCUGCUUUUUGGUGUGCCAUAUCAUAUUACGAAUUUAAUAAUCGCGUGGGUGAAACAUUUCACGCAUCACAACCUUCGGUUACAAUCGAUGGUUUCACCGAUCCCAGCAAUUCGGAAAGAUUUUGCGUUGGAUUAUUAUCAAACGUUAAAAGGAGUCUCGCGGUGGAGAAAACGAGGAGUGCAAUCGGUAAAGGAGUUAGAUUGUAUUACAUUGGAGGAGAUGUUUAUGCAGAAUGUUUGAGUGAAAGCGCAGUUUUCAUACAGAGUCCAAAUUGCAAUCACAGACACGGAUGGCAUCCUGCCACAGUCUGCAAAGUACCAACAGGUUGCAAUUUGAAAAUAUUCAACUGUCAAGAUUUUGCAACACAAUUAAAUCAAAGCAUAACGCAAGGUUUCGAAGCUGUUUAUCAAAUGACAAGAAUGUGUACGACAAGAAUGAGUUUUGUCAAAGGAUGGGGUGCUGAAUAUAAACGACAAACCAUAACAUCAACUCCAUGUUGGAUCGAAAUACACUUGAAUGGUCCUCUCCAAUGGCUCGAUAGAGUUUUAACCCAAAUGGGUUCACCCAUAUUUCCCUGUAGCUCGAUGAGUUAA
Pediculus humanus corporis (human body louse) is the source of this 732-nucleotide messenger RNA. RefSeq names its product smad, putative. Gene Ontology annotation, molecular function: I-SMAD binding; DNA-binding transcription factor activity, RNA polymerase II-specific; RNA polymerase II cis-regulatory region sequence-specific DNA binding. Lineage: Eukaryota; Metazoa; Arthropoda; Insecta; Psocodea; Pediculidae. The record is from RefSeq and is a predicted model, not a curated record. The coding region runs from base 1 to 732 and encodes 243 amino acids. Gene Ontology annotation, biological process: transforming growth factor beta receptor signaling pathway; anatomical structure morphogenesis; cell differentiation. Gene Ontology annotation, cellular component: heteromeric SMAD protein complex. The transcript has a single exon.